AUGGAAGUAUGAAAUAAAAAUAGGUUAUGUUCUAAAUUUGAUAAUUUUUAGUAUUUUAUAUUCCUAAAAAUGUUUAAAAUCGUACCGAAAUUACAAUUAUUAUCCAAAUAUGAAGCCGUAAAUUUCACCAAAUACGAAUUGGUGCGUUUCCGGAAAAGGAAACCCAUCCACUUGGGUACAGCGAAAAGUAAACUUUUCAGGAUUCCUGAACGACCCAAUCAGCCCGAAGAGGAAAGGAUGGAACUUUUGCGAAUUUUUAACAAUUACAGAACUACAAUGAAGUCUCUGAGAAACUUUUUCAUCGUUAAUCACAGUAGUGAAUUUGUGGAGGCCAGCGAAGAUCCGGAAGAAAGUAGGAGACUGUUCGAAGAGGAUUUCAAAAGAUGCUCAGCCAUUAAUGAUCAAUGGAACAAGAACCAAAAAGAGCGAAGAGAGAAAUUCUUUGCCAAACAGCAUGAGGAGGAAGUAACUUUUGCAUUAAAUCGUAUAGAAUUAGAAAAGAAGAAGGCGCAAGAACUACAGGAAGCCAUUGAAGAAAUUGUUAGGAAGGAGAAGGAAGAAUGCAAAACAAUUAUAACUCCUGAUAUGCUGGACAAGGCAAUUGAAUAUGCUCUAGCAAAUCCAGUCGAUUAUAAUUUCGCUUUAGAAUCAAAUGGAGAAAAAAUUAUCGGUAGAAAUACUAAACCAAGCAGUAAUCAAGAGGAUAAAAUUGUUGCUAAGCAAUAAUUAAUAAUGUAGACUUGUAGAUAAUAAAAUAAACUUAAAUUUA
Messenger RNA from Phyllotreta striolata, 769 nucleotides. NCBI's taxonomy places the organism in Eukaryota, Metazoa, Arthropoda, Insecta, Coleoptera, Chrysomelidae. The record is from the annotation of a GenBank genome assembly.